CAGUGGCACGCGCCGUGGAAAACUGACAAGCCGCAUGGCUGCAGGUUGUCCACAGGUGCCGGGGCCAACGGCUGCCUCCGAAGGGCCGGUGGUGGGACCGGCCGGCGUCCUGCCUUGUCUAGAGCUGCCAACCUAUGCUACCGCUUGCGCGCUGGUGAGUAGCCGCUACUCCUGCCUGGUGGCCGGGCCGCACCGGAGGCACAUCGCGUUGUCGCCGCGCUACCUCAACAGGAAACGCACUGGCAUCCGAGAACAGCUCGACGCGGAGCUUCUGCGCUAUUCCGAGAGCCUUUUAGGUGUCCCUGUUGCAUAUGAUAACAUCAAAGUAGUGGGUGAGCUAGGAGAUAUUUAUGAUGAUCAAGGACACAUUCAUCUUAACAUUGAAGCAGAUUUUGUUAUUUUCUGCCCUGAAGCAGGGCAAAAGCUUGUGGGCACAGUUAAUAAAGUGUCUUCCAGCCACAUAGGCUGUUUAGUACAUGGCUGUUUCAAUGCCUCUAUUCCUAAACCUGAGCAGAUGCCAGCCGAGCAGUGGCAAACCCUAGAGAUAAACGUGGGAGAUGAACUAGAAUUUGAAGUAUUUCGUUUAGACUCAGAUGCUGCUGGAGUAUUCUGCAUUCGGGGAAAACUAAAUACCACUAGUUUAAAAGCCAAGUGCUCUGAAGUUUCUGAAGAAGUCACAGAAACCAUCACUGAAGAAGCUGUUGAAAAACCUCCAAAGAGGAAAAAGAAAAGGAAGGAGGACCAGUAUACUUGUGGAAGUAUACUUGUGGAAGAUGGUACUGCAGAGCUACUAGAUGUCACCACAAAGGAAGAAACAGACCUGCAGACUAAUAACAACGUGGAUGGCCUCUGGGUGGAAGAGUCAAAGAAGAAGAAAAAGAAGAGAAAGCACCAGGAAGAUCAGGACCAGGACCCUGUUUUCCAAGGCAGUGACUCCAGUGGUUAUCAAAGUGACCACAAAAAGAAAAAAAAGAAAAGAAAACACAGUGAGGAGGCUGAAUUUACCCCAAUUUUGGAACACUCACCUAAAAAGAAAAGGAAAAAGUAAUUUCCUUUACUGUGUUUUAAACAUGAUUCAGUUUUUUAAAGCUUGAUUUACAAACAAUAGAUGAAUAAAUAUUUUGAAUGAUGUGAAGUGCAUACGUAUUCCAAUAGUUUAUAAAACAGGAAACAUUUGAUUAGGAGGAGUUUGUGUGUGUGGGUGUGGUAAAAUUACAAAACUGCCUAUAAAUUAAUUUUGAGAACACCAAUUUUAUUAAAGUGCCAUUUUAUUGUAUACAGAAUAAAAAGCAGAGCUCUUCUCACUCUCAACUCUUGAAUUCUCCCAAAUUUUACAUCUAAAUAAAAUUAUUUCUAUAAUCUCAAGACUAGCAAAAGGACUUUAUAAUAAAAUAUUCAUAUCAUUAAAGAACGGAUUUGGUUUUAGGUUUUGUCUUUGUUGGUAAUAGAUUUCACCUUUGCUUUUAUAUUACGUGCCAUUUUAUUUAACUUUUUAAAAAAUUGAGGACAUUUUCUUUUAGAUUUUCCUUUACCAUGGCUACUACAGUGUUGUGUUUCUGUUAAAAUGGUUUGGCAAAGGAGCUUCUGAAGUAUCUGGAGGUUUUAGGAACCAUGCCACUACUGACUGUAUAGUGGGAAACAAUAUUCACUGUUCUUGCCUUCCAAGUAUGUGGUGGUAUUUUCUUUUUUCUUUAAGUCUGAGAGGUUGAUGGAGAGACUGUUCGCUGGUACUUGUUCAUUUGUGCCUCAUCCGUUUUGCUUUUGUUGCCUGUUGGAGGAGGAGAGGCUGUGAAGACAGAAUAAAUGCAAUUCAAACUAGUGGGAAAUUUCCAUAUUACUGUUUAAUGACUGGCCUAAGCUACUAGAGAUUGUUCUGAAAAGAAAACAGUUGUUGGUGCUUUCGUUGAGAAAAUGUGGAGUGUAUCUUGGUUAACGGGAAAACACUGAGUAAUGAAAUAACAGUCUGGUCCAACAUAGUAAUCAAUGCAUGGCCAUAUUCAUUUAACAAAUAUUUGACCAUCUACUGCAUGUAAAACAUUCUACUAAGGCCCAGGGAUAUAAUGACACACAAGGUAGAUGUAGUUCUUUCCCUUAUGAUGUGUCGGGAGAAACAGAUUCAUACACACACACACACACACACACACACACACAUACACGUGCACACAAUAUAAACCAGAAAAUGGAGAAAAUAAUUAGAAAUUGUGGUAAGGAAAAAGAAGAUUGCCCACUCAGUUUUGACUGUGUUAGUAUCUGGAAAUAGAUGAGUGGUUGACUUGAACUCCCCAUGUUAGCUAUUUUUGUGGCCACUUAGGUACCAAAUGUAGUGCUGGCCUCAUAAUGCUUAACAUUCAAUAAUAAAUUCUGCUAGUGGUAUAUUUGGAUCUAAAUCUAUAAUGAUAGGCUAUAGAGUUUGAAGAGUGGCAAACAUUCACGAAGUAUCUACAAGUAAAUGCCAGGCAGUGGAAGAGUGCAGGCCACUGUCUAGGUACAUGUGGCUAUUGAGUCCUUGAAAGGUGGCCAGUCCCAAUUGAGAGGAUUGUUGUUAGGUGCCAUCGAAUCGGUUCCAACUCAUAGUGACACUGUGUACAACAGAACGAAACAUGACCCGGUCCUGCGCCAUUCUCAUGAUCAUUGCUAU
Trichechus manatus latirostris (Florida manatee) is the source of this 2638-nucleotide messenger RNA. RefSeq names its product RNA polymerase I subunit F (gene POLR1F). The record is from RefSeq and is a predicted model, not a curated record. Gene Ontology annotation, cellular component: RNA polymerase I complex. The transcript is spliced from 4 exons. Lineage: Eukaryota; Metazoa; Chordata; Mammalia; Sirenia; Trichechidae. The coding region runs from base 35 to 1048 and encodes 337 amino acids. Gene Ontology annotation, biological process: DNA-templated transcription; DNA-templated transcription initiation.